Messenger RNA from Ilex paraguariensis (yerba mate), 477 nucleotides. Lineage: Eukaryota; Viridiplantae; Streptophyta; Magnoliopsida; Aquifoliales; Aquifoliaceae. The record is from the annotation of a GenBank genome assembly.
AUGGAUAAUGGUAAAACAAUAUUUAUGAAGAAGAGAAACAUUGUUAAUAGGAACACUGUUCACCAUGCACGAACAAGUCAUGCCAUAGCAGAGAAUUCUGGCAUCUUUAGAUAUGGUCUAGUGAUAUCUUAUUUCAAUGAUAGCAGGAGAUCGGAGAAUGAAGACAACAUUUUAGCUUCUAAGUUCCAAGGUCUCAAAUCUAAGGUUCCAAGGUAUUUCGUUAGAGAUUUUACUCCUCGACUCAACUCAAUAAUGAUUAGGCAAGAUUUCAUGAGCAAAAGUGAAGCCACCUUCUCAUGGGGUUCACUUUUGCCAGAGGUGGUAUACCUGCAAGAAUUGAAGGGUGUUGAGGAUGGAUUAAUUGUUGACUUAGUUGGAGAGAUCACAGAUGCGGUCUCAAAUUUCAACAAAUUUUUUAAGCUCAUACCAGAAUUGGUGGCUGCCUCAAAUUUUUGUCGCAUGUUAUAUAAUAAGUGA